AAACGCAGGUGUAAUAAUACCAUAGAUAAUAAAACGGAGCAAAUAUUCGUACCGCUGCUGCACUUUGUUUUAUUUUUCUAAAAUGCAAACGAAACACCGUCCUUCCGAAAUUUAUCAUAAAAUACUUUCGGUUAUUUGUUUCUCCUCUCGACUAAUUGGCGCCGAUAUAGUCUCCAAGGAUUUUAAAAUCAAUUCGAAAACAUUCAUUGUUAUGGGAUUCAUUGUCGCUUACUAUCUUUUUUCGGUGCAUAUGAUUAGCAAAUACGUUGCCACGGAUUGGACAGUGUUGCUGGAUGUGUUCUCGCCGGUAAGCUGUACCACGCAGGGAUUGGUGAAAUUUGUUUCGGCUUUAAUGUAUCCUAAACUAUAUCGGCAACUCUCUUUGGAACUACUCGAUAUUUAUGAGAAAUAUGAAGUGAUGGGCAAGAAAUACGAGCUGAAACUGUUGGAAUGGAAUAGGAGCAUGAAAAAGAUACUAAUAGUCUGCGGCAUAGUAUACUCACUAACGUCUUUGCUAAUUUUAUGCACGCCACUUGUCCUGUACAUAUUUAAGGGCGAACGACAUCUUAUAUUGCUGUGCCAAGUGCCCGGAUUCGAUGUGACCACAUCGCAUGGCUAUAUGGUGAACAAUGCCUUUAAUACCGCUUGUGUGCUAAUAGCAGCCUUUGGCCUGUAUGCUGGCGAUUUAUAUUUGCUACUCUUUUUAACGCACUCAAUCUUCUUCAAUGAUAUAUUCACAUUAAAAGUCAGCGAUCUCCACGAAGUGAUGCAACAGAAUGGAAAGGAUAAACGCAUAACCAAAAUGGUUGAUGAUAUUGUGGAAUGGCAUCAGUAUUAUUUGGCAUUCAAUGAUAAUUGCAAUUUGAUAUUCUUUUGGACCAUCUCGGCGCACAUCAUCUGCACAACUUUGGGCAUUCUGAGCACUUUGCUCAUAAUCAUGCUGAAGGAUUGGCCUGGCGCUUAUGUCUACUUAUUUGUGUGCUUUCUUUGGUUGUACAUGUAUUGUAUAUUGGGCACGCGUGUGGAAAUUUGUAAUGAUCAGUUUUGUAGAGGCAUCUACGAUAUUAACUGGUAUGGCUUGGAUGUGCGCAAUCAGAACACCAUUCGCUUGAUGUUAAUGCAAUCGCAGGCGCCACGAAAUAUAACCAUCGCGGGAGUUGAGCCGCUAUCGGUGAGCACUGCGCUUAAGAUAACACGCACGAUUUACAGUUUGGUUAUGAUGGUAUUGCGUUUUCAAAAUAAAUAAAAACUAUUUCCGAUGAGUAACAGAAACAAAUGUAUGAAGCAGAAGUCGCGCUUUACAAGUACAAAAUUCGUAUUAUAUUGGCAUUCAACCUUGGCGAGCUUAUGACCUUGAAGUGCUGCUCUUUUGUAUUUUAUUAAGCUUUUAAAUUAUUGUACGUAAGUUAAGUAAACGAUAAUAGUAAAAAUAAAAA
Anastrepha ludens (Mexican fruit fly) is the source of this 1436-nucleotide messenger RNA. Its product is annotated as odorant receptor 67d-like. Gene Ontology annotation, biological process: detection of chemical stimulus involved in sensory perception of smell; sensory perception of smell. NCBI's taxonomy places the organism in Eukaryota, Metazoa, Arthropoda, Insecta, Diptera, Tephritidae. Gene Ontology annotation, cellular component: plasma membrane. The transcript has 4 exons. Gene Ontology annotation, molecular function: odorant binding; olfactory receptor activity. The coding region runs from base 83 to 1246 and encodes 387 amino acids. The record is from RefSeq and is a predicted model, not a curated record.